This is a messenger RNA of Abrus precatorius (Indian licorice), 2996 nucleotides long. Its product is annotated as G-type lectin S-receptor-like serine/threonine-protein kinase At1g11330. The transcript has 8 exons. Bases 142 to 2652 code for a protein of 836 amino acids. Gene Ontology annotation, biological process: protein phosphorylation; recognition of pollen. The record is from RefSeq and is a predicted model, not a curated record. Gene Ontology annotation, molecular function: protein serine/threonine kinase activity; ATP binding. Lineage: Eukaryota; Viridiplantae; Streptophyta; Magnoliopsida; Fabales; Fabaceae.
AUAGGGAAAAUGCAUGAGAUAAACUUUAGAAUAAGAGAAGCGAAGUUUGACAUUUCGAACAAGAAAGAAAAUUAAUCAUUUACAUAAAAGGAAAAUUAUGCAAAAUUUUUGUGAUAACAAAUGAAUUAAUUCAUCCCUACGAUGGGUUUCACCAGGUGCAAAAAUUUGUUCUCAAUGUUCAUCCUAUUAUCAUAUUGUAAUUUAUUAGAUAAUGUUGUUUUUGCCGUAAACACCACCACACCAUCAUCUCAAAUCAUCAAAGAUCCUGAAACUCUCAGCUCCAAUAAUGGAAACUUCACCUUGGGGUUCUUCACCCCUGAAAAUUCUACAAACCGUUAUGUGGCAAUUUGGUGCAAAUCUCCAGACACUGUUGUGUGGGUAGCCAACAGAAACCAACCCCUUAAUGAUUCUUCUGGAGUUAUAACAACAUCUGAGGAUGGCAAGCUUGUGGUGUUGAAUGGACAGAAAAAGGUGAUUUGGUCACCAAAUAUGUCUUAUAUUGCAUCCAAUUCUAGUUUCUAUGUUUCAAGUUAUGGUAGUCUUGUCUUGGUGGCUGCAACAGGAAACACCAUAUGGGAGAGUUUCAACCAUCCUUCAAAUACAUUGUUGCCCCAUAUGAAAAUUUCUAGCAACAAAAUAACAGGUGAGAAAGUAGAACUUACAUCAUGGAAAAGCCCUUCUGAUCCAUCCAUUGGAAGCUUCUCUUGUAGUGUUGAACGCUUACAGAUUCCUGAAGUGUUAGUUUGGAAUGGAUCUCAACCAUAUUGGCGCAGUGGUCCAUGGAAUGGUCAAGUCUUUAUAGGCUUACAACACAUGGGAGUAUCCUAUCUUAAUGGUUUUAGUGUUCAAAAUGAUGUGGAUGGAACAGUGGGUAUAUCUUUUGCAGUAGAUGACUUUGGAAUCGCAAUCUACUCCCUAAAUUCGCAAGGACAAAUCUUAGAAAAAGAUUGGGACGAUGAGAAAAAGGAAUGGCAAGUUACAUGGACAAGUCAAGAAUCAGAUUGUGAUGUUUAUGGCAAAUGUGGGCCCUUUGCAAUCUGUGAUUCACAAGGCUCACCAAUAUGUAGCUGUUUGAAAGGAUUUGAACCAAGGAACAAGCAAGAAUGGAAUAGUCAAAACUGGACUAGUGGAUGUGUUAGGAGGACAGAUUUGCAAUGUGAAAUGGUCAAGAAUCAAAACACAAGUGAAGAUGGUGAUAAAGCAGAUGGGUUUCUGCAAUUACAAAUGGUCAAAGUUCCUGAUUUAGCACAAUUGUCAUCUGUUACACAAGACACAUGUAGAAGCCAGUGCUUGGAGAAUUGCUCUUGCAGUGCAUAUUCAUAUGAUAAUGUUAUUGGCUGCAUGUCUUGGAAUGUGAAUCUAGUUGACAUACAACAAUUCCCAAGUGGGGGAACUGAUCUAUACAUCCGUGUAGCCUCCGCUGAACUUGAUAAAGGGCAUAACAUAAAAGUGAUCAUUAUUAUAGUUACUGUGAUAAUAGGAAUUUUCAUAAUUGUCACAUCUGUAUGCGUCAUUUGGAGAAGGGAUUCAAAUUCAGCGAGGAAAAACAAGAACCCUGGAUUUUUUCGACUUAACAAAGGUCAAACAUCUGAAGAAUACACAAAUGACAAUGUAAUUGGAGAACUGUCACCAGCUAAGUUACAAGAGCUACUAAUAUUUAAUUUUGAAAAGGUUGCAACUGCCACAAACAACUUCCACCUAUCCAACAAACUUGGGCAGGGUGGUUUUGGUCCAGUGUACAAGGGGAAAUUGCAAGAUGGUAGGGAAAUAGCUGUUAAAAGACUUACCAGAUCAUCUAGACAAGGGCUAGAAGAAUUCGUGAAUGAAGUAGUAGUGCUUUCUAAGCUCCAACACCGCAAUCUUGUAAGACUUCUAGGCUGCUGUGUUGAAGGAGAUGAAAAGAUGUUGAUAUAUGAGCUUAUGCCGAAUAGAAGUUUGGAUGCAUAUGUGUUUGAUCCAUCCAAAAACAAACUCCUGGAUUGGAAAAAGCGCUUUAGCAUAAUAGAAGGAAUAGCUCGAGGAUUACUUUAUCUUCAUAGAGAUUCCAGGCUAAAAAUCAUACAUAGAGAUUUGAAGGCAAGUAAUGUCUUGCUAGAUGGAGAACUAAAUCCAAAAAUAUCAGACUUUGGUAUGGCCAGAAUCUUUGGAGGGAGUGAAGAUGAAGCCAAUACUCAAAGGGUUGUUGGAACAUAUGGCUAUAUGUCACCUGAAUAUGCAAUGCAAGGAGUGUUUUCUGACAAAUCAGAUGUAUUUAGCUUUGGAGUUUUGCUAAUAGAGCUUGUUAGUGGAAGACGAAACUCAAGCUUUCAUGACAGCAACAAUGCUCUUACCCUCUUAGGAUUGGUCUGGAUAAAAUGGAGGGAAGACAAUAUUUCAUCUUUAAUAGAUCCAGAAAUAUAUGAUCACAACCUUCAUAAGAAUAUUUUGAGAUGCAUACAUAUAGGACUUUUGUGUGUGCAAGAAUCUGCAGCAGACAGGCCCUCAAUGGCUGCUGUAAUUUCUAUGCUUAACAGUGAGAUUAUGGAUCUUCCUCCUGCAAGGGAACCUGCAUUCAUAUUGAGGCAAAAUAUGCUGAGUUCAGUCUCCUCUGAAGAAAGCAAUAAACUGUACUCCUUGAACAUUGUCAGUAUUACAGACGUCCAAGGCAGAUAGAAAACUUGGAGCUUAGAGUAAAAUAUUUCAAAGCCAGCGGUAAAAUAAUAUUAUUGAGAUCAUUGGCACUUGUAUAAUUAUGACACGACAUUAUGGAAUUAUUUGAUUUAUGUAUAUCCCACAUAGUAGGAGAAGGAUUUGGUUAUUAGAAUUUUAUAUAGAUAUCCUUUCCAUUGUGAGGAAUACAGUAACAAAUUUAAUGAUUCAAAUUUAUAUAAAAUUGGUUUUAGAGAGAACUUUGAAGUCUUCUAUGAUAUUAGGGUUGGUGGGAUAAGAACACCCUGCAGCAUUUCAGGAUACAGUGUUUUACCUCAUGGAAAUAUAAGACUCCAGAAUGUGGCUUG